Molecule: messenger RNA, 725 nt
Organism: Aptenodytes forsteri (emperor penguin)
Lineage: Eukaryota; Metazoa; Chordata; Aves; Sphenisciformes; Spheniscidae
Product: ES1 protein homolog, mitochondrial
Exons: 4
Coding region: 37-711 (224 amino acids)
Source: RefSeq, a predicted model, not a curated record
GGCUCUCCAGGGAAUCCUCCCGCUCUGGUUGUGACCAUGGGAAAGAGAGUGGCUGUCGUGCUGGCUGGCUGUGGGGUGUACGACGGGAGUGAGAUCCAUGAGUCUUCUGCUGUGCUGGUGCAUCUCAGCAGGGAGGGGGCACAGGCAGAGGUUUAUGCUCCUGAUGUUGACCAGAUGCAUGUGGUGGACCACGUGAAAGGACAGCCAACUCAGGAGAAGCGCAACGUGCUAGUUGAAAGUGCCAGAAUAGCCAGAGGCAACAUCAAGGAUCUAGCUAAGCUGGAUGUCAAGGGGCUGGAUGCCCUAAUCAUACCAGGUGGCUUUGGAGUGGCUAAAAACCUGAGUACUUGGGCCACCCAAGGCAAGAACUGCAUCAUCUCCAAAGAGGUGGAGGACGUCCUGAAGGCAUUCCACGCUGCCAAAAAGCCCAUUGGCCUGUGCUGCAUUUCCCCAGUGCUGGCAGCCAAAAUCUUCCCAGGUUGCGAGCUGACUGUGGGUCAUGACACAGAGUGUGAGAAAUGGCCUUAUGCAAAGACUGCUGAGACCAUGAAGGAGCUUGGUUGCAAGCAUGUGAACAAACACGUCACUGAAAUUCACGUGGAUGUGAAGAACAAGCUGGUGACCACCAGCGCCUUCAUGUGCAAUGCCCCCAUUCAUGAGAUCUACGAUGGCAUCGGAAACAUGGUCAGAGAAGUGGUCAGACUUGCCUGAAUGCCACAAAGCCA